CAUCUCUAGUGAAUUCCGAUAUCCAGAUCGGUCUUACCAACUUCAUUUCUUGAAGCGGUAGCGGGUGUUAUCGGGGUUGGGUUGAACCAAUGGAUACUGGAGGAAAAGUAAAGAAGGGUGCUGGAGGAAGGAAGGGUGGCGGGCCAAAGAAGAAACCUGUUUCAAGGUCCGUUAAAGCUGGGCUCCAAUUUCCCGUUGGAAGGAUCGGGCGUUACUUGAAGAAAGGAAGGUACUCGGAGCGAGUCGGAACCGGAGCACCAGUUUACAUGGCUGCCGUUCUUGAGUACUUAGCCGCUGAGGUUCUGGAAUUGGCUGGAAACGCAGCGCGUGACAACAAGAAAAACAGGAUCAUCCCAAGGCACGUAUUACUCGCAGUGAGGAACGAUGAGGAACUUGGGAAGCUUCUCGCCGGCGUUACCAUCGCCCACGGUGGCGUCUUGCCAAACAUAAACCCUGUUCUUUUGCCAAAGAAGACUGACAAAGCCACAAAGGAACCCAAAUCUCCAUCGAAAGCCACCAAGUCUCCCAAGAAAGCUUAGUUCGAUCAAGAAACUCCGAUUUUUAGGCCUUCUUUUGUUCUUAUUUAGUUGUAUGUGAUUACGGGGUCUUUAGGAUUUUGCUUGUUAAUGUUGAUGUGUAGGUGGAAAACUGUUUCAAAGAAAAUUUAAGAUAUUAUUGUUAGAUUCCCAUUAUCAUGUAUGUGAUCCUCCUGGAAAUGAAACUACUUGUUUCGUUA
Messenger RNA from Theobroma umbraticum, 736 nucleotides. Its product is annotated as histone H2A. Gene Ontology annotation, molecular function: protein heterodimerization activity; DNA binding; structural constituent of chromatin. Lineage: Eukaryota; Viridiplantae; Streptophyta; Magnoliopsida; Malvales; Malvaceae. The record is from RefSeq and is a predicted model, not a curated record. Gene Ontology annotation, cellular component: nucleosome.